AUGGAGGAGGGCAACGAGACGCUGGGGACCGAGUUCUUCCUCCUGGGGCUCUCAGACUCAGAGGAUCUGCAGAACUGGCUGUUUGUGCUCUUCCUGCUCAUCUACUUGGCCAACGUGCUGGGCAAUGUGGGCAUCAUGCUGGUGAUCUGGACUGAGCCCCCGCUGCACACGCCCAUGUACUUCUUCAUCAGCAUCCUGUCUUUCAUCGACAUCUUCUACUCCUCCACCACCGUGCCCAAGAUGUUCGCCCACUUCCUGGUGCAGGGGCAGGCCAUCUCCCGCCGGGGCUGCCUGGCGCAGAUGUUUUUCUUCCACUUCCUGGGCAGCACAGAGGCCAUGCUGCUCACGCUCAUGGGCUUCGAUCGCUACCUCGCCAUCUUCAGCCCGCUGCGGUACCCGCUGCUGAUGACCCGGCGCCUCUGCCUGGCGCUCACCGGCCUCAUCUGGGCCGUGGGCUUCUUCCACUCGCUGCUGCACGUGCUCAUGAUGAGCCGGGUGGCCUUCUGCCGAGGCCGGCGCGUCCAGCACUUCUUCUGCGACAUCGCGCCCCUGCUGAAGCUGGCCUGCUCGGACGUCCACGCCAACGAGGUCCUGCUCUUCGCCGUCACUGGCUUCCUGGUGCUGGGCUGCUUCUCCCUGACCUCGCUCUCCUACGUGCUCAUCGUCUCCGCCGUGCUGCGCAUCCACUCUCCGGAGGGCCGUCGGAAAGCCUUCUCCACGUGCGCCGCACACCUGACCGUGGUGGUCAUCCACUACGGCUGCGCCGGCUUCAUGUACCUGCGCCCGCGCUCCCGCCACACCCUGUCCCAGGACCGCGUGGUGGCCGUGCUCUACACCGCCGUCACGCCGCUUCUCAACCCGCUCAUUUACACGCUCCGAAACAAAGAGGUCAAGGCCGCGAUCAGACGGGCUGUGGGCCGCAGGCUGGGGAGCCAGGGGGACUGA
Molecule: messenger RNA, 945 nt
Organism: Antechinus flavipes (yellow-footed antechinus)
Lineage: Eukaryota; Metazoa; Chordata; Mammalia; Dasyuromorphia; Dasyuridae
Product: olfactory receptor 12D1-like
Exons: 1
Coding region: 1-945 (314 amino acids)
Biological process (GO): G protein-coupled receptor signaling pathway
Cellular component (GO): membrane
Molecular function (GO): G protein-coupled receptor activity; olfactory receptor activity
Source: RefSeq, a predicted model, not a curated record